AUGGGGCUCAUCUUCAAGUCAUCCGCUUUCUGCCUCGUGGCUCUCUAUGGGUUUCAGUUAGCGACGGCGGCGCCUCCAACCUUCGCUGCGGAAGAUGUGACCGAUGAUGCCUACCUUUCAGUCAACUUGGCGCGUAAUGGGAAGCUCUCUGUUCAUAUUAACGAAGUAACAAAGGCGGACGAUAUGGUUCAGACCCUAAAAACAGCUUUGGGGGACGGCACCGGACUGACGAGCUCCGAUGCAACAUGUGACAACAUGGCACUUGGAGCAAGCCUUAAGCUAACAUUUAGCGUGAAGUUCACCCAGGAAACCAGCAAAACCACCAACUACCGCGAGAUGGUGCAAACUGCCUUAAACAAGGGGCUCGGGCAAUUGCCGACGUACCCAUCGACGUGGAACGCGUUCUGGGCGAACGCAGAUGGCGCGAAUUUGGCGAAUCUGCUUUGGUCUCAAAGUACGAAGAUUGCAUGCGCCGUCGGUGUAUGUACUGAUGAGUCACCACUACCGUCAGGAAAAGAAGCUAUUCUCGUCUGCCAGUUUUCUCCAGCCGCUCAAGAAAAUGCAGCUCCAUUCAGGUGCGUGAAUGAAAUGCUUUGA
This is a messenger RNA of Eimeria acervulina, 597 nucleotides long. Its product is annotated as SAG family member. The coding region runs from base 1 to 597 and encodes 198 amino acids. Lineage: Eukaryota; Apicomplexa; Conoidasida; Eucoccidiorida; Eimeriidae. The record is from RefSeq and is a predicted model, not a curated record. The transcript is spliced from 4 exons.